UAAUCGUUUUCUUGAUCAACUUCUGUAAUAAUUGAGAAUAUCGAGUCAUACUUCCUCACCGCCGUCCCCCUGAAACCCAAAAACCGAUAAAACCUGAACUCGACGAAAUAAUUCCGAUAAUCAAUCCACCCACCAAUUCCUCGCCGUCUCAUUAAUCCACUUCAGCGGUUGCGAUAGUCUGUGGAUACAAUUGCUGGAGUAUACUCGAAAUGUCGACGAAGACGUGCAUCCCUCGUCUUCUCCAAGGACGCGCUACCGGUCCUCGACAUGCCCGUCUCCCGACCUCGUCGUCCAGCUCGCUCCGGUCGGCUACACACUGCUACACGCAGCAGCGCAGACACGAGAGCAAUUCCUCGGCGCCGUCAUAUACCGCGACAAUUUUGAUGCCGAAAACAUCUUUUCCUGCGCGGUCGAAUGCAAAGGUUGCGCAGGAGGUGUACUUGAAGGUUGCGUCGGAUGAUGUGUACGCAUGGCAGAAAAAUACGUUACCUGAAGAGAGCCUGUUUAUCCUCCACGACGGUCCCCCCUACGCAAACGCAGACGUCCAUCUCGGCCACUCCGUCAACCGCAUCAUCAAAGACAUUAUCCUACGCUACCAAAUUCUUCGCGGCCGCCGCGUCUCCUACAUCCCAGGCUGGGACUGCCACGGUCUUCCGAUCGAGCUCAAAGUGCUCGAGAAGGUCGGCAAGGGCAAGGACGGCAAGAAGAAAGUCGCUGCGCUGACGGCGCCCGAGAUUCGCGCGCUCGCGAGGAAACAUGCCGAUAGUUUUGUCGAGAGUCAGAUGGCGAGCUUUAGGGAGUGGGCUACGAUGGGCGAGUGGGAGAAUCCUUAUAAGACUAUGAAUCCGGAUUUUGAGAUUAGACAGCUCGAGAUUUUCAAGUCGAUGCUCAACAACGGCCUCAUCUAUCGCAGCGACCGCCCAGUCUACUGGAGCUGCGAAUCCUACACCGCCCUCGCCGAAGCCGAGCUCGAGUACGCGUCCGAGCACACAAGCAAAACCGUGUACGUCAAAUUCCCGAUCGAAAACGCCAGCGAGGUGCUAGGCUCUGACCUCGCGGGCAAGAAAGUCGAGUUCCUGAUCUGGACGACCACGCCGUGGACGAUUCCUUCGAAUAAGGCGAUUGCGGUUGGGCACGGUAUGACGUAUAUCGUCGUUCGCAGCGAGCAGCACGGAUACCUGCUAAUAGGCGAGUCGCGCAAGGAGUUUCUCGAGACCGAGAUCGGUCCGCUGGAGAUCGUAUCAGGCCCGUUCUCUGGCGAACAGCUCACGGCAUUGACUUACACGCAUCCAUUACUGACGACCGACACGCCCUCGCAGCCCGUCUUUGCGGCCCAUUUCGUCACCGCAGACUCGGGUACCGGUCUAGUCCACAUGGCCCCGGGUCACGGAAUGGACGACUACCUCGUCUGCCAGAGCCACGGCAUCGACCCAUACUCCCCUGUCAACAGCUACGGCAAAUUCGACAGCAAUCUCCCACCCGAACUCUCAGACCUCGUCGGCAAGCCCGUUCUCAAAGUCGGCCAGGACAUGGUCAUCGAGCGGCUUCAAACCGCGGGCGCGUUGGCGGGAACAAACCCAGCCUACAAACACAAAUACCCCUACGACUGGCGCUCGAAGAAACCAGUCAUCAUCCGCUCGACACCGCAAUGGUUCGCCAACGUGGGUAAUAUCAAAGACCAGGCGCUUGACGCGCUCGAAAACGCCAACUUCCACCCUGCGAUCGGGAAACAUCGUCUUUCGAGCUUCGUGCGCGAUCGCUCGGAAUGGUGUAUCUCCAGACAACGUGUGUGGGGCGUUCCCAUUCCCGCUCUGUUCGAUAACGAGACGGGAGAAGCGCUGUUGACCGACGAGAGCGUGACUCAUAUCAUCAAGGAGAUUGAGAAAGUUGGUAUAGAUAUGUGGUUCACGGAUGAGGAGGAUACGACCCAUUGGGUAGCGCCGCAGUAUCGAGAGAGCGGGAAGAGCUAUAGUAAAGGGAGGGAUACGAUGGAUGUGUGGUUUGAUAGUGGAUCCAGCUGGACCUUGAUUCAAGAGAAGUACGGGAACCUCCGCAAGGACCGCGAGACGUUAGUAGACGUCUACUCCGAAGGCAGCGACCAACACCGCGGCUGGUUCCAGUCUUCGCUGCUAACCUACGUGGCCGACCAACACAACGGCAAAGCCCCCUACGCCAACGUCAUCACGCACGGCUUCACGCUCGACGAGCACGGCCGGAAGAUGUCAAAAUCGCUCGGCAACGUGAUUGCGCCCGCGCAAAUCACCACAUCCGGGUACAAGAACGUGGCCGCGAUCGGAAGUAGCGGGCUGAGGUUGUGGGUCGCGCAGUCAGAGUAUACGACCGAUAUCGCGUUCAGCACGACUGUGAUGCAGAGGGUCGCGGACUCGUUGAGUAAGAUUCGAAGGACUAUGCGGUAUGUUUUGGGUAAUUUGGACGGGUUCGAUGGGCAGGAGGUUGAGUACUCUCAAUUGCGACCGACCGAUCAAUAUGCGCUGUGCCAGCUCUAUGAUCUUGAACAAGACUGCAAAGCCGCUUACGACCAAUUCGCAUUCAACAGAGUAAUCCAAGCUGUCAUGCGCCACGUCUCCCGUCUAUCAGCAUCCUAUCUAGACACCUCCAAAGACCGAAUCUACGUCGACGAGAAAACAAGUCUUUCCCGCAGAUCAGUACAGACCGUACUCUGCCAAAUCUUCAGAGUCUACGAAUCGAUCCUGUCUCCGGUGAUCCCUCUACUCACGCAGGAAGCCUGGCACCAUGCACCUGCGUUUAUCAAAAAGAAUGACCCGGAUGCUUGUUUCUCGCCUUUUGUGAGCGGCUGGGUUUCUGCGCCUGAGGAGUGGAAGAACGAGGAGUUGCGUCUGGAAUUUGCAAAGCUCGAGAAGAUUGGUGAUGCGGCGAAGAUUGUUCUGGCAAGAGCUAGAGAGGAUAAGAAAAUUGGCAGCUCAUUAGACGCCUGCGUUGUUGUUUCGGCACCGGAGGGAUCGUCCGUAUUGGAGUUAUUGAAGAAAUACGAAUCCCAUCUCGCCGAACUGCUCGUCGUCUCAGCCGUGUCGGUGUCCCCAUCUUCAGAACUCGCAUCCUCGAUCUCAUCCAAGCACUGGACCUACGCCUCAGACCCGGUCACGACCGGUGAAGAUACCGAAGCUGAGUCGGUAAUUGUGCAUGCGGUCAACCCCGAGCUCGGCAAAUGCGCGAGAUGCUGGCAAUACACUGCGCCCGCUGAGUCUGAGAUCUGUCCGCGAUGCGCGGGCGUUGUCGAGAAGAUCGGCGAGGUCUCCUUGUGAGCACAUGACAUGAGCAGUGUUCCAGACUCGCGCUCAACUGUACAUAGUUUUGUAAAUAGCUAGUUGGUUUGUUUACGUGUUGAAGUCGAGACUAUGAAUAGAUCUAUUGCCUCAUCUUCGAUAUUUAUCCAAUUAGACGAAGCGGGCAGGUGCCCCUGGUUGCUACGCCAACAGUCCGCCUCAGCCGCGUUGUGUAUAUGCGUCGAAUGUCUGCGCAGUUGAAGCCACAAAAGGAAAGCCAAAGUAGAGUUAUUCUGGCAUUGUUAUCAGCUAACCGAAUCCGUAAAUGGAUUCCAGGGGAUAAGGUUUCGACCUGCCGAGGACGGCGGAUCGAUUUGGAGAAAGGACAACAAACUGGUCGCAGGAAAGCGAGAAUAACGUCUUGACAGUAGUCAAUUAGGCGUGUAAAGUAAACGUACUAGUUAG
Myxozyma melibiosi is the source of this 3710-nucleotide messenger RNA. Its product is annotated as tRNA synthetases class I-domain-containing protein. Gene Ontology annotation, cellular component: mitochondrion. Bases 210 to 3284 code for a protein of 1024 amino acids. Gene Ontology annotation, biological process: mitochondrial translation; isoleucyl-tRNA aminoacylation. The record is from RefSeq and is a predicted model, not a curated record. The transcript is spliced from 10 exons. Lineage: Eukaryota; Fungi; Ascomycota; Lipomycetes; Lipomycetales; Lipomycetaceae. Gene Ontology annotation, molecular function: ATP binding; aminoacyl-tRNA deacylase activity; tRNA binding.